This is a messenger RNA of Chenopodium quinoa (quinoa), 1580 nucleotides long. Its product is annotated as probable aquaporin NIP5-1. Bases 123 to 914 code for a protein of 263 amino acids. The transcript has 4 exons. Gene Ontology annotation, cellular component: membrane. The record is from RefSeq and is a predicted model, not a curated record. Gene Ontology annotation, biological process: transmembrane transport. Gene Ontology annotation, molecular function: channel activity. Lineage: Eukaryota; Viridiplantae; Streptophyta; Magnoliopsida; Caryophyllales; Amaranthaceae.
ACAUAAUCUCGAUCAAGCUAAGAUCUAUCAUACGUAAAAGAGUGUUAAGUUCGACAAAAGAAAGAUAUAAAGUUUACAUACUACAUUUGAAUAAUAGAAAACUACCUGAAAUUAAGGAGAAAAUGCCGGUGAACGAUGAGAUGUCGCCGUCAGCAACACCGGCAUCUAUAAGUGAUCGGCCGUUGAUUAAGUCGUUCAGCUCUAAGGAUGCCAGGAUCUCACUUGUGCAAAAGGCAGGAGCAGAAUUUGUUGGAACAUUCAUACUAGUAUUUUCAGCAGCAGGUGGGCCCAUAGUCAACCAAAAAUUCGACGGAGCUGAAUCUUUAUUAGGAAAUGCCGCAUGUUCUGGGCUUGCAGCUAUGAUAGUUAUUCUUUCUAUUGGACACAUUUCGGGGGCCCAUAUUAACCCAGCUGUUACUCUUGCUUUUGCGGCCCUAAAACACUUUUCUUGGGCCCAAGUGCCCAUUUACAUUCUGGCCCAAUUCAUUGGAGGAAUUUCAGCUGCUUUUUUGCUUAAACUAGGUUAUCACCCUUUUAUGUUGGGUGGUGGUACUGUGCCUUCUACUAGUUUUGGGCAGGCGUUUCUGCUUGAGCUUGUUGCAACUUUCUUCCUCAUGUUUGUCAUCACUGCCGUCGCUACCGAUAAUAGUCAUGUGGGUGAGUUAGCAGGCCUUGCAAUUGGAAGUACCAUCCUUCUUGACAUACUUCUCAUUGGGCCAAGUACUGGUGGGUCGAUGAAUCCGGCAAGGACACUAGGACCGGCCAUAGCAGCAGGAAGGUAUCAUGGUAUAUGGAUAUACAUGUUGGCACCACCCAUUGGAGCCAUUCUUGGAGCAGGCAUUUAUUCACUAAUUAAGCUUAAAGAAGAUGUGCGUGAAGGAUCACCGCAACGUGCUGAGAAAUUUAGCCGCUAAGCCGGAAAGGUCAACUGUCGUACACAAUCCAACACCGUGCUACACACGAGUAUAUGUCCGAGUAGGUGGCUGGUGGCCGGGCACGGAGGAAACCUACUAGGAGUGUGCCCCGUCCCUGGCCUUACUUUCCUUAUUAUAUCCUUUGUAUUGUUGUGUAUAGAUGUUACUUGGACUUACUUCCGAUUGUUUAUCCACUAUAAUUUAAAUUGGCUUUUAAUGUAUGAUAAUGUUAAUAAAUCAUCGUCACUUAAUAAAAUUGGUCUCGCAAGUCACCAAUUCAACUAUUUUAUUUGACAAGUGACAAUCAUCACAGAAGUUACUUUUGGAGUGUGUAAUUUUUUUUUUUUUUUUUUUUUUGGUUUGAUUAUCAAUGUGAUUAGAGUUUUGUAUUCUUGGAAGAAUUUGUAUUACCCAAAAUAUAUGUGGAGUAGUUGUGAAUUGUGAUUACAUGUUUGUCUUAAUUUAGUGACGGUUAUUAAAUACUAACAAGAGUACCAAAAUCGAGAUAAAGUGUACAAAAAUAUAUAUACUAGUAAUUCAGAAGAGCAAAAGGUCAACUGUUAUUUAUCCUUGAGAAUAUUGGUAGAGGAUAAAUCGGUCGUUGGUUGAAUACCCUAAAGCCAAACAAUAUUUAGGGCAUAAGUAAAGAAUUGUAUCCACAGGGAA